AGUUAAAUUCAUGAACAAAGGGGACGGCGCUGGCAUCCGACUACUGAAGAACGGAUGAAACGGCGAGGAAGUGGGCGUGGCAUAAAGAAGGCACGUGGUGUCUCGAUGUGUCAAAGUGACAAUCUGUACUUCGUUGUUUUCUAUGACCGCUUCGUCCUCGUCAACUCUUGUUCAUCGUUAAAUCAGCUGAAGAAGGACUGCUGAUAUUGUGCCCGUUUGUGGGUAGUGGGUUGCAAGCUGUACGCUGCGUGUCAUUCACGGGCCAUGACGCUGGAAGCGAUCCGAUAUCGGCCCGGGUCCCUGCAAAUUCUUAACCAGCGGCUGCUGCCGCACCAGAGUGUUCUUGAGGAGAUCCGCUCUGUCCAGGACGCGUAUGAAGCGAUUCGGUCCAUGAAGGUGAGUGGGGCUCCAGCCAUCUCCAUCGUGGGGUGUCUGAGUCUGGCCGUGGAGCUCCGGGCCGGGAUCGGAGGCGACGGCCUGCUGUGCUUCUUACGGAAGUCCCUGGCCCACCUGGCCUCCGCCCGGCCCACGGCCGUGAAUCUGGCCCGGGCGGCCAGAGACCUGCUGGAGUUCACAGAGAGAGAGAGCACACAGAGGACAGCAGAAGAGCUGAGGGAGAGCGUGAUUGGCUGGAUCGAGGCCAUGCUGGAGCGGGAUGUCGAGGACAACCAGAAGAUGGGGAACUACGGGGCGCAGCACAUCCUGUCUGGGGUUCCCCGAGACUCGGUCACCGUCCUCACGCACGGCAACACAGGGUCCCUGGCAACAGCGGGAUAUGGCACCGCGCUGGGCGUGGUGCGGUCGCUGCAGGCCCUGGGGCGGCUGAAGCGGGUCUACUGCACCGAAACGCGGCCGGGGGGAGAGGGCGCCCGUCUGACCGCGCACGAGGCCGCCAGCGAGGGCCUUCCCGCCACCCUCAUCACCGACAGCGCCGCCGCCGUCGCCAUGAGACAGAGGGCCAUCACAGCGGUCGUUGUCGGGGCCGACAGGGUCGUCGCCAACGGAGACACCGCCCACCAGGUUGGCACCUACCAGCUGGCCGUGUCGGCGAGGCACCACAGGAUCCCGUUCUACGUGGUGGCCCCCAGCACGUCAUGUGACCUCAGCCUGCGGAGCGGGAGGCACAUCGUGAUCGAGGAGCGCCCCCCGCUGGAGCUGACCAGUAUCGGCGGCCUGCCCUGCGCUGCUCCAGGUGUCGAGGUGUGGAACCCAGCCUUCGAUGUCACCCCGCACCAGCUGAUCACAGGGGGCAUCAUUACAGAGCUGGGCGUCUUCCUCCCCUCUGAGCUGCAGGCUGCGCUGACCGGGCGCCUCACUGCCCUCUAGGGCCCCCUGCCUGCCACAGACUAUAGCUGCAUGGACCAUAUAUGCCCACCACUCCAGUAAACCUCCCAGACAUAACCUCCUCCAAUCAACACACACACACACACACACACACACAGACACUGUAUCUCUCACCUUCCCUCUUCUCCCUUUCCAUCAGAAAUCCCGUCAAAAAAAUAAAGAAAAUAAAAAGAAAUCCCGUCAUCCAGUUCCCUUUCUGGUGCAGGAGAAUUUUAAACCCCCAUCUAGAUUUAAUGUUUUCUGGGUGAAGUGUUCUAUUUACAAGCAACAAAGCUGUGAAUGGCUCAGAAAAGUAGUUACUAAAUCUUCUUCUUAUGUCUAGAACAUGCAAGCACAGCCUGCCAGCUGACAUAAUAACACAGAGGAAAUAUGUUAAAAGAUGCGGGCUAAAAUAAGUAGCUCCAUACAAGCAACCAUCAAAUUUGCCAUUUUAUACUGAUUUUAUAUCAAUGUUUUUUUUUCUCGUACUGAUGUGAAAAGCUUGUUAGAAUAGUUUUAUGGAGAUUAAAUAACACUUCCUUCUAAAGUCUCAAUUUCCAGUGUGCAGGUAAAUGUAUUACAACCCUGGGGAGAGGUGACCAUAAUCAUUAUCAUAUUAAUAACUUAGAUUAAUAACUUCGAUUACACCGUACACACAGUAAAAUGUCUAUGUUAAAUAAACAUUUUUACUCUGUUGA
Messenger RNA from Conger conger (European conger), 2021 nucleotides. Its product is annotated as methylthioribose-1-phosphate isomerase-like. The coding region runs from base 265 to 1326 and encodes 353 amino acids. The transcript is spliced from 6 exons. NCBI's taxonomy places the organism in Eukaryota, Metazoa, Chordata, Actinopteri, Anguilliformes, Congridae. The record is from RefSeq and is a predicted model, not a curated record. Gene Ontology annotation, molecular function: S-methyl-5-thioribose-1-phosphate isomerase activity.